AUGUCAGGCCACUCGCCUUCUCAGUGGUUUCCGGGCCGAGGCAUCCGUCUGCCGCGCAAGCUCCUAGGCCAGCACGGCAACCUGAGGAUACUCCAGCGCGCGCUGGACGACAGCGAGCCCAGCUUUCGCGAGCGCAUGAACGCGCUGAGCGCGGCCCAGAGGUCGGCGGCCGCCCUGGAGGCCAACCGCGAGAUCAGCGAGGCGCUCCUUGCUACGAGCCGCGCAUCGACCACGGACCCAGAAACUUCCACGCACCAGGUGGGCGACCAGGCACUCCAUUGGAGAGACCUCGGCAAGGCCAGGGCGAAGAAGCACCGGGCUGCGCGCUGGCACGACUCGGCGGUCGAUUGGAAGGGCGCCCCCGGGACUCCCCAGCUCGGCAAGAAUCCACAAGCAGACCACAGAUACGACGACUCCUUCCUGUCAUGGCCUCCGAUGGCCACAGAGCACUACCGCCAGCCGCAGCGCCCCACGGACCGGAGACACAUCGACUGGAACGCGAAGGCCGCCAGGCCGAGACCGACGCCGCACCCGCAGCUCAUGGCCGAGGGCCUGGCGCACCCGCCAGAGCCAGACGAGCAAGUGGCCUCGCUGCCUGCGCAGUCGACGCCCCCCCCAGAGCAGCUGCGAGCGAAAUUCGAAGAGGAAGAGACACCCCAAAUGCAUGACGAUGGUGACGGCGAACCUCGCAUCCCAGAUCAUCCCGACCCAGAUCUAGAAGAGGCGCCCGACCGCUUCGAGGGCGAGGACACUCCCCAGCUUCCUGCCAGUCACGCAAACGGAGACGCUGAUCAAGAAUACGAGGUGGAUCUCGGAGCAGAGGCCGAUGAGGUCCCCUUCGAAGACGCGAAUCCAUCGGCGAUCGACCCCGAGCACGGCCAGAUCGACGAAGACGGGGCACCGUUCCACGACAGCGCGGGGGCUCAGCCCUGGCAUCAAGAGAGCCAGGGCCCCACAGCUGCAGCGUCGCCGAGUGGAGCUGCCGGAUCGGGAGCGACGCCGUUUCGAUCAGCACCCAAGCAGCAGCGCACCAGGAAGAAGCGCUUCGACCACCUUGACGACGCACCGCUCAGUAUACGAAAGGGCGGUCCCCAAGUCGUCGGCCUGGGCCGCCGCUUGUUCAAUCCUGCCCUGGUCGAGAUCAAGCGGGGCUGCCACCCGCCAAGGGCCCGAGACGCACUCUCGCACUGCAGGGAGGGCACACGCGGCUGCCACCUCGCCAACGGGGCCUGCUCUACGGAGGUCGACCUGGACACGGUCUCGGGCGACGACGUCCGAGAACUGCCGGCGUCGACAGAGGGCGGACGCGAGGAGUGGGUCGCCCGCGAAGCCAGCCG
Messenger RNA from Prorocentrum cordatum, 1337 nucleotides. Lineage: Eukaryota; Dinophyceae; Prorocentrales; Prorocentraceae. The record is from the annotation of a GenBank genome assembly.